CUGCCGUACUAACCACACAGGCGACGACUGAAAGAUGUUCCAACCAACUCAUCUCUGGUUCUAAGGAGUAUAACCUCAAUAUUACUUAAAAAUUUGAAAAGAUUUCAUAAACAAUACAUUAUAAAUGAUGGCAUCAGCAAGUAGAGGUGUACACUUGAAGCAUUUUCAACUUCUGACACAAUCACGGUUAGUGCAUACAAAUGCUGAUGUGUUAAAAGAAUGUAAAGGGGUAGUUAAUAAAAAUCGAAGGAGUCUUGAAUUAUUGAGAAUUGCAAGAAAGCCAGAAGGCUAUGUCUUGGAUAAACCAGGCCGAAACAACUGGCACAAGUUAGUUUUAAACAAAACAGGACGACACACUACUGCAGAAGUACAUCACUAUGAAAAUGGACCUAUUGUUUCAGUAUCAACCAAAGAAUGGGCAAUAAAAAAACAGAUAUACAAAUUACAGGAUACAUCAACUUACAUUAAUUUAGGGCGCAUACUAGCUAAUCGUUGUUUAGAAAGUGGGAUUGUAGCCAUUCAGUUUUAUGAUAAGCCUUCAGAAGGUAGCAAGGUGCAUCUUUUUAUCGAUGAAUUACAGAAAAAUGGAAUAUGUUUAAAUGAACCUCCUGUAUAUAAGCAUCGGCAUGUUUCUCAUUACAUUAGAGAAGAAAAACCAUGGGAAGUUUAUGAAUAGUUUUUGAUAUAAUUAUCAGUAGAUAUUGUUUUUAAAGCUGAUUUAUAAAUGUAACAUGACUAAUAAAAUAUUAAGUUUCUUUCGAA
This is a messenger RNA of Orussus abietinus, 762 nucleotides long. RefSeq names its product 39S ribosomal protein L18, mitochondrial (gene mRpL18). NCBI's taxonomy places the organism in Eukaryota, Metazoa, Arthropoda, Insecta, Hymenoptera, Orussidae. Bases 125 to 676 code for a protein of 183 amino acids. The record is from RefSeq and is a predicted model, not a curated record. Gene Ontology annotation, molecular function: 5S rRNA binding; structural constituent of ribosome. Gene Ontology annotation, biological process: translation. Gene Ontology annotation, cellular component: mitochondrion; ribosome. The transcript has 3 exons.